CUCCAUGUGGUCUCACAGACGACCCCCAGGCAGCCCCCUGAUCUGAAGACUGUCCUCUCCCUGCCCCAGUACCCAGGGGAGUUCCUGCACCCUGUGGUGUACGCCUGCACCGCCGUCAUGCUGCUCUGCCUCCUGGCCUGCAUCAUCACCUAUGUCGUGCACCAGAACGCCAUCCGGAUCAGCCGGAAAGGCCGGCACACGCUCCUGAACUUCUGCUUCCACGCGGCUCUGACCUUCGCGGUGUUUGCGGGCGGCAUCAACCGCAGCAAGUACCCAGUCCUGUGCCAGGCGGCGGGCGUCCUGCUGCACUACGCCACACUGGCCAGCAUGCUGUGGAUCGGGGUGGCCGCUGGGAGCAUCUACGAGCAGGUGACCAGGAAAGCGCCCCCGUGCCCGGCCGCAGACCAGCCGCCGUACCCCAAGCAGCCCCUGCUCAGGUCCUACCUCAUCGGCGGAGGGGUUCCCUUCAUCAUCUGCGGGGUCACAGCCACCACGAACAUCAGGAAUUAUGGCGUGGACAAUGAGGACGUGCCCUACUGCUGGAUGGCCUGGGAGGCCAGCCUGGGUGCGUUCUACGGGCCAGCGGCCUUCAUUGCCCUGGUCACCUGCAUCUACUUCCUGGGCACCUACGUCCAGCUGCGGCGGCACCCGGAGCGCAGGUACGAGCUCAGGCUGCGGACGGAGGAGCAGCAGCGGCUGGCAGGGCCCGAGGCCGGCCACCACCCCGGGGCCCGGCCCGGCCCACUGCCCGCCUGCGAUGGCCUGGCCGCCUCCCUGCUGCAGAACGAGCACUCGCUCAAGGCCCAGCUGCGGGCCGCGGCCUUCACGCUCUUCCUGUUCACGGCCACCUGGGCCUUCGGGGCGCUGGCCGUGUCUCAGGGCCACUUCCUGGACAUGGUCUUCAGCUGCCUGUACGGCGCCUUCUGUGUGACCCUGGGGCUCUUCGUCCUCAUUCACCACUGUGCCAAGCGGGAUGACGUGUGGCACUGCUGGUGGUCUUGCUGCCCCCACCGCGGGGACGCACACGCCACGCAGCUCGCUGCCCGCCCCGCACUCGACACCAACGGGGACGCGAUGGGCCACGUGGCCUGCCUGCAGGACUCGCCGUGUCCAGGCAAGCCACGGGUCUUCGGCCGCCCACCCACCGGCCACUGCAAGUUGACCAACCUGCAGGCCGCCCAGAGCCACAUCAACUACCUGUCACCGGCCACGCCGCACUGUGCCAAGACACACUGCGAGCAGCUGAUGGAGGACGCGGCCCACGUCCACGUGCACGAGGAGGACGCCUUUGGACACGAGCCACACCUGCACAGGGGCCUCCAGGCCAGAACUAAGCCCCCCUACUUCAGCCGGCACCGGACGGCCAUGGAGGAGCGGGAGUACGCCUACCACAUCCCAUCCAGCCUGGACGGCAGCCCCCGCAGCUCAGGCACAGACAGCCCCCCCAGCUCGCUCGAGGGCCCGCUGGGGGCACACACGUUGGCCUGCUGCACCCAGGGCGACCCCUUCCCCCUGGUCGGCCAGCCCGAGGGCAGCGAUAGCAGCCCGGUGCUCUACGGCUGCCCCCUGAGGCCAGGCAGGGAGUCGGCCUCUGGCCCUGUGCACUUCGAGAUGCUCCGGAGGACACAGUCCCUGCCCUUCGGUGGCCCCGGGCAGAACGGGCUGCUCAAGGGAGACCUGUGUGAAGUCCUGUCCUUCAGUGCCAAUGGCAUCGGCAACAUCAGGACAGGGCCGUGGAAGAACGAGACCACCGUGUAG
Messenger RNA from Enhydra lutris kenyoni (northern sea otter), 1758 nucleotides. Its product is annotated as adhesion G protein-coupled receptor A1. The transcript has 6 exons. Gene Ontology annotation, molecular function: G protein-coupled receptor activity. Lineage: Eukaryota; Metazoa; Chordata; Mammalia; Carnivora; Mustelidae. Bases 118 to 1758 code for a protein of 546 amino acids. Gene Ontology annotation, cellular component: plasma membrane; postsynaptic density; glutamatergic synapse. The record is from RefSeq and is a predicted model, not a curated record. Gene Ontology annotation, biological process: cell surface receptor signaling pathway; G protein-coupled receptor signaling pathway.